AUGUCACAAGAGGAGAACGUUGAGACCGUACCAGUGACUGUCACUGGAAAAGCUGAUUCUGCUUCUCAAGCUGCUCCAGAAAGCACUACCGAUGUUGAUAUCAAGAAGAGUAAAAAGGCCGACGCUAAGGAACCAGGUGUGGAUGCCAGUAAACUUGUGCCCGCACCAAUUCCAACGAGCUCACCAUGGAAGGCGGUCUCCCAAACUGGAGAAUCUGUUAAUGCAAGUGAAGUUUCAUUGGAAGAAGAGAUUGAGAACACUAGGAAACAGAAAGAGAGGAAAAAUGGGGGUUCUGCUAACACAAUGAAGCCUACCGGGUCAAAUGUUAAAUGGGUUCCGAUGAAGGCAUCAAUUACUGUCUCUUCCGGAAACGGCGGAUCAAAGAGAUCUGGAAGAAGGUCAGGUAACAAAGGAAAAGACACUAAGAAAACAGGUAACAGUAAUUCCACAAGUGACUCUCAAGGAACUAAUGCUACAUCUUCCAGCUCUCAGAGCAAGAAGAAAAAUACAAAACAGGCUAAAAGUAAUAAUGUUAAGAAUAACAAUAAAAAGAAAGAUGAUGAGAAUAACACGUCAAGCACUGACACCGAUAAGGAUAAUACCAAAAGCUCUGAAGUGAAGACAAAAUCUGAUGUAAAAUCCUCUUCUGAAACUGUGAACGGUGGAAGUUCGCAUGCUCAUCACCAUCACCAUGGUAAUAAUCAUAAUCAUAACCAUAGUCACAGCCAACAUAACCAUCAGCAUCAUCAUGGUCAUAAACAUGAGCAAAAUAAGCAGAAGGAUGUCAACACUAAAGAUAUUAAUGAAGAAAAAGAAACCGCUUCAGUACAAGAAACUGAAUCAAAGACUCCUACUGGGCAAAGAGCUUCCUCAGGAUCUGGGCAGAAAGAAAAUUAUAGCACUGAAAAUACUAAUGAACAAAAUGUGGGUGAACCCUCAAGCAAGCAUGUGAGAAGACAUUCUUAUCACCAUCAGCAAGGAGGAAGUUACGGGCAUACUGGUAGACAAUUUAACAACCAUCACAGCACCAACUAUUCAUACAAUACCAGCAACACCAACUUCCAUGACAAGACUCAGCGUAAUGGUUACUAUCCAAGACAAAAUCAGAAACCGUACGUUCCACACAACCGCAACUUCAACAACAAUAUGCAUUAUGUUCCAUAUGUGCAGAAUUCAUAUAAUGCUCAGUAUUAUAAUACAAUGCAUGCCCUAAUAACGGCUGUUCAAAAUGUAUCCAAACAGAUUGAAUACUACUUCAGUGAGGAAAAUUUAUCCAGGGAUUCCUUUUUAAAAUCUAAAUUCUCAGAUGCUGGUUUUGUGCCAAUUGAUCUUAUCGCCAAGUUCUUUAGAGUUGUAAAUAUGUCUUUUGGUGGGGAUCCAACCAUCAUUUUGGCUGCACUAAGAGAAAUUGCUGCGAACGAAGAUUCCGUUGUUGAAGUUGUUAGAGGAAAAUCAAAUGCUGAAGAACACGAAGCAAAGGGUCAAGAUAACUUUUACGGUCCUGAAUAUAAUAUAAACAAUUAUUUUGUGCGUGCUAAAAACUGGGAAAAAUGGUUGAAUGAAACUAACCAGGAUAGCUUUGCAGUGGCCAUUGAAAAGACAUUGGCUGGUACUGAUUUGGAUCAAUUCACAAUAAAUUCCAGUCUUCUUCCAGCACAACCUUAUAUGUAUGGUCGUAGCUACAGACCAAAUGGUUACAAGAGGGGUCAAUCUUACAGCCGUGGCGGAAAGCAAAGAUAUAACUCAAACAGCUCCCCUGAUAAUCAUAGAAGUCAGGUUGGUGAUGGUGCAAACGAAGAAAAUGAUGAUCCUGUAAAUGAUAAUAGUACUCCAGUUGACACUAAGUCUGCCGAAAAAUCUGAAAAUGAUGAGCAAUAA
Nakaseomyces glabratus is the source of this 1878-nucleotide messenger RNA. RefSeq lists its product as uncharacterized. The record is from RefSeq and is a predicted model, not a curated record. Gene Ontology annotation, biological process: positive regulation of translation. Gene Ontology annotation, cellular component: cytosol; cytoplasmic stress granule. Gene Ontology annotation, molecular function: RNA binding. Lineage: Eukaryota; Fungi; Ascomycota; Saccharomycetes; Saccharomycetales; Saccharomycetaceae.